Molecule: messenger RNA, 1399 nt
Organism: Formica exsecta
Lineage: Eukaryota; Metazoa; Arthropoda; Insecta; Hymenoptera; Formicidae
Exons: 6
Coding region: 200-1399 (399 amino acids)
Biological process (GO): detection of chemical stimulus involved in sensory perception of smell; sensory perception of smell
Cellular component (GO): plasma membrane
Molecular function (GO): olfactory receptor activity; odorant binding
Source: RefSeq, a predicted model, not a curated record
AUACAUAGAAAGAAACAUGAGACAGAGCUAAAUGCGAAUAUAAAGAUCCGCACGCAAUACGAAUAUAAAUAUACGUACUUUUGGUAAUAACAGUUAAUAAAGUUUUUAUAUAGCUUUUGAAAAACAUUUUCUUUAAAUACAACAUUAUCAAAGGACGAUCUCUAUUCGUCAGAAAAGCGAUAUCGUAAAUAGAUAAUACAUGGAUUUUCAAAGCGUGAAUCCCCUAAACGUACGACUGAACAUGAUCUCAGGCAAUCUGUUACCGAUGACUACUGACGAUUCAUCAUUUCCUAUAGUAUGGAGGAUGUACAGUGCUUUAGUGUGGUUGCUAGAAAUAAUUCAAAUGUGCGCGCUAAUUCCCGGUUGCAUCAUUAUGCCAAAAGAGAAAGCUCUGAAAGAUGGUCUGAUUGGUAUUGCCAUUACCAUGGAAGUGGUCUACACGGUCACGCGAAUUCAUACGCAUAAGGCAUUAGUACAACGAUUGAUUCAGAAACUGAACAAUAUUAUGGACGCGAAGAACGAGAUGAUGAGGAGUACGGUGAUGGCGACGCUGAAACCGAUGGAGAUUCUUUUCAAAUUUUAUUGGAUGGCAGGCAUGGUGUCCAUAAUGAUGUGGACCACCGUGCCGUUUACAUUGGUUUCUAAAAAAAAUUCCUUUUUUUAUAUGGAUUACAGAAUGCCGGUCUUGUUUUCCAAAGAGCCAUUCUCGACCAGUAUUUUUGUAUCGGGAAGUCUCAUUGUAAUGUUCAGCAGCUUGUACAUCUUUACAAAGAAAGUUAGCGUGGAUAGCUAUGUAAUAAAUAUGGUAUUGUUGAUAACGGCACAAUACAAAUACAUUGCGUUGAAACUCUCAAUGAUAUUUCAAGACAAAAGAUUGCAAAAUAAUUACAGCAGUUCUAAUGAAAAGAAGCAUUAUUCUGAGACAAAUUUUUACGCGGAGAAGGAGAUCAAAUCUUUAUGUCAGCAUCAUAACGCGGUUCUUCACGUCACGUUAAUGCUAAGAGAACUGCUAUCUGUAAGCUUCAGUAUAUUAUAUUUAAAUAGCGUUUUCCGGUUUUGCUGCAUUGCUAUCAUGGUGAUCUCAGUACCAUCAUGUGAUUCGAUCGAACGAGCCGUAUUUAUCAUGUAUGCGUCCGGUGGAGUAGUGCAGCUCUACAUAUUGUGUUCUUGUGUGCAAAAAUUACUAGAUGCGAGCAUUGAAAUAACGGACCAAGCAUUUCACGAGGGAUGGUAUCGAUUCGGAACAUCCAUAAAACGAACAUUUAUGUUUAUGAUAAUGGCUAAUAAUUUAGAACUUAAACUUUCAACAUUUGAAAAAUACAAUUUGUCUCUAUCUUCAUUCAUGGCAAUCUUGAAUCAAUCAUAUUCAAUCGCACUGAUACUAUUAAGAACUAAUUGA